AAGAGGUCCGACACAGAAAUUUUUUUAAAAUAUAACACUUGAUUGCAAUCCCCGAGGCACGCCAAAAAAAAAUAAGGUCUUCAAUAAUGUUGACCAUUGCGACGGUUAUAACAGCAGCUCUUUUCUCAGGUGUCACCUGUCACAAGGGUCAUCAUUAUCUCCCGGGCGAGGUCUCCCAUCAACAGUCAGCCUCUUUCCUGUUGGACAGAGAAAAGAGGGCCAUAGAUUGCUUUAAUGAAUACGUGUGUGAAAGAAACAUUCCAUACUGCCAGAGUCAGAGUGAACUUGUGAGAGAAACGUACUGCUCCCGCCACAACUGUCCCUCGGGGUUGACCUGCUAUUUGUCCGUACCGUGUCCUGUCCAUUACACUGCUAACUGUAUCGCUGAUCCAUGUGCAAGUUUUCCAUGCGGACACGGUGGCACGUGCACCAAGAUCUCAGACACAACAUUCUCGUGUUUCUGUCUUUCCGGAUACGAUCCAGCUACAAACUGCGCUACUGAAAUUAAUGAAUGUGACAGCAACCCCUGUCAAAAUGGCGCCACGUGUGUGGAUGAAUUGAACAGAUACUCAUGUAAUUGUAUACCGGGUUAUAUGGGCACCCACUGUGAAAUAGACAUUGACGAGUGUCAAAGCUCACCCUGUCAGAAUGGUGGGAGUUGUAAUGAUUUGGUCAAUCGGUUUGAAUGCACCUGCUCCGGGAGAUAUAAUGGAACUGUUUGUGAAAAAGAUUGCCGACCUGGACCAGCAGACAUCGUUUUUGUUGUGGAUUCUUCAGAGAGUGCGGAUUUCACCCGGUCCUUGGAUUUUGUGUCCAACAUCAUUCAAAACCUCUCGAUUGGUCCAAAUGAUUUUCAAAUAGCCAUGAUAACAUUUUCAUGGAACGCCACUUUGGAGUUUGCCUUUGAUGAGUAUAGUAACAAUCAGUCUCUUAUUGACGCUGUGAAUGGUGUCGCGCCAGAAUAUGGUCCGACCUAUUUGACGGAAGCACUAACCUUGGCGGAACAGAUAUCUAGUGGUACAGCGAAUGGAAGAAGACCCUCCGUCCCGUGUUAUGUGGUGAUUCUGACAGACGGGCUGGCUGCAGAUGUACAGGGAUACGUGACCCAGGCCAGACUCAUGCAGUGGCGAGGCGUCCGGAUGAUGGGGGUCGGGAUCGGUAGCUCUGUGUCUCACACUGACUUAAUAACCUUAUCUUCUAACAUUGAUGACGUGUUCUUUCCCGAUAAUGACGAUAUGCUGAAUACAAUACUCAGAGAAACGUCACAUCAAGACUGUAAUGACUGCAUUUUACGUAAGGAUUCUGAUGUUAUGUUUUUGGUGGACAUCACACAAACAGGACAAGUAUUAGCCUCUGUGAGUCGCACUAUGCGAGAGAUUUCGUCCUUUUUCAGUCUGAACAUGAACGAGACCAGGAUAGGUUUGAUGACGUAUGCCUCAAACGUCACCAAUCAAUUUUCUUUGACAACGCACACAGAUCAUAGCACACUGUAUCCGGCUCUGAGCAAAUUCCCACAAAUAGACGAAGAAUCAGAUAUCAUAUAUACUCUUAGGUAUGUUCGUGACUUUGGGUUCGCUACGUCUAACGGUGGAAGGUUGGAUUCACGAAAAAUAGUUGUUAUGUAUUCCAGUGGGAAUUGGUCAGACUUGGGGACUUUGCAGUCUGAAUUUAAAAGUUUAAUGACCGAAGGUUACCGUUUGUUUAACGUAAUAACUAGUUAUGAUGAAGCUAAAGUAAAUUCGUUUAUCUGCCAUUUUAUACCGACGUAUGGAACCAUCAAUGCCGCGACAACAGAUUCUAAAUCUGCUCUCAAAACUCUCGCUGCAGAAGCGACGUAUGGAAUCUGCGACAAAGAUGUCUUCAUCAAGCGUGCAAUAUGAUAAUUUCAUCACCUUGUUGUGGUUAAAAGUUAUUUCACUCGCUCCUUCCGCAGUGUUGGACCGAUUGACCACCAAUUACACACUUUACCGUCUCUCAACGACCCUCGGUCAC
Messenger RNA from Magallana angulata, 1992 nucleotides. RefSeq names its product von Willebrand factor A domain-containing protein 2-like. NCBI's taxonomy places the organism in Eukaryota, Metazoa, Mollusca, Bivalvia, Ostreida, Ostreidae. The coding region runs from base 87 to 1880 and encodes 597 amino acids. The transcript is spliced from 9 exons. The record is from RefSeq and is a predicted model, not a curated record. Gene Ontology annotation, molecular function: Notch binding; calcium ion binding. Gene Ontology annotation, biological process: Notch signaling pathway.